CUAAGUCCAGCAGGAGUUUCUACGCUGGCUUCGGCGUCCUUCCCGCAGUGUCAUCUCCUGAUGUUAUCAGGCGCAGCGUAAGGUUACAUAAAAGAUCAACAGGAGAGAAUGGCAAGGGAAGCUCAUGCACGAUCACGACGGAGGAAGCAACUCAUAGCAAUACAAUAACACUUACGUGCGUGGGCAACAUAUAAAACAAGUAAACCAAAGGACUUAUAAGAAAACGGAAGCGAGUUAGAAUUUAGUCAAUUGAAUGCACUGACUUCACCUCGGCCGAUGAGGUGACAUUGAGUUUGCGACUUAUAUAGCACCGGUUUCGUCUCAUAGGUAAGGACAUCGGCAGUGGCGAGACCUGCGCCUCCUUGAAGAGGAAGCCCGGGGAUGGAUCCCUUGGUUAAAAAGGAUGAACUGAUCUUCACCGUCCACCGAGAAAACAAUAUAAAAGUCUAAGCCGGCGGAUAAAAUCACUCCAGCUGAGGAUUGUGCGCUUAUACUGGGUUAUCUCCUACUCAAGAUGUCACCAGAGUACUUGCUAAGGUCACUGCUGAUGCUAAUUCUAGCGCUGUUCUCCGCCAAUGCGAGCAACUGGCUGUACCUGGCCAAGCUGUCGUCUUCGGGCAGCAUCUCGGAGGAGGAGGCAUGCGAGAGACUCAGGGGUCUGGCCCAGCGCCAGGUGCAGAUCUGCAAGCGCAACCUAGAGGUGAUGGAGGCCGUCCGCGGAGGAGCCCGCCUGGCCAUCGACGAGUGCCAGCACCAGUUCCGAAACCGACGCUGGAACUGCUCCACGCUGGAGACGCAGCACGUCCUCGGGAGGGUCGUGACUCAAGGCACCAGGGAGGCCGCCUUUGUAUACGCUGUCUCGUCGGCGAGCGUGGCCUUCGAGGUGACUCGAGCCUGCAGCAGCGGCGAGUUGCAGAGGUGUGGUUGCGACCGGAACGUGCACGGGCCCGGCCCUGACGGCUUCCAGUGGUCCGGCUGCUCAGACAACAUCGCCUACGGUGUGGCCUUCUCCGCCUCAUUUGUGGAUGUUCGAGAGAGGGGCAAGGGCUCGUCCUCCAGCAGAGCACUAAUGAACCUGCACAACAACGAAGCUGGGAGGAAGGCCAUCCUGAACAACAUGCGGGUGGAGUGUAAAUGCCAUGGGGUGUCGGGCAGCUGUGAGGUGAAGACCUGCUGGAAAGCCAUGCCCCAGUUCCGCAAGGUGGGCAACAUCCUCAAGGAGAAGUUUGACGGUGCCACCGAGGUGGAGCAGCGUAAGGUGGGCACCUCCCGUGUGCUGGUGCCUCGGAACCCCCAGUUCAAGCCUCACACGGACGAGGACUUGGUCUACCUGGACCCCAGCCCGGACUUCUGCGACCGUGACGCGAGGAGCGGGGUUCUGGGCACGGCCGGCCGGCUCUGCAACCGGACUUCGAAGGCCAUCGACGGCUGCGAGCUCAUGUGUUGUGGCCGUGGCUUCCGCACGGAACAGGUGGAGGUGGUGGACCGCUGUAGCUGCCGCUUCCACUGGUGCUGCUACGUCAGGUGCAAGCAGUGCCGCAGGACAGCGGAGACACAUGCUUGCCGGUGACUCCACCCCUACCUGAUGACCACACCCAGUAUCAGUGACCAUGCCUUCUGUUGGUGACUCAGUCUUAUGCCAGCAACCCCGCCUCCUGUGGAUGGCCCCACCCUCAGCCCCCAUAUUUUGGUGAGGCUCCACCCUAAUGACCUCCUGCAAGCAAACCAACCAAUCAGAGACGUUCAUGAGAGAUAAUAAGCCGAUAAGGACACUGGAAUGGUCCCACAUGUGUUUUUUGAACUUCUGUUUUUCCCGAUACAUCCUGGCUUUUUUUUUCAUUUCUUAUUUAUUGUUACUCAUACUGAAAGAGGUACCUGAGAAAUGAUGUGUCCUGGAAACCUACUAACAGGAAAACAGGAAGUUAUGCCUUAUGGUGCCGUAGUCUGAGAUCGGGGGGGGGGGGGGGGG
Molecule: messenger RNA, 1969 nt
Organism: Brienomyrus brachyistius
Lineage: Eukaryota; Metazoa; Chordata; Actinopteri; Osteoglossiformes; Mormyridae
Product: protein Wnt-4a-like
Exons: 5
Coding region: 515-1570 (351 amino acids)
Biological process (GO): cell fate commitment; multicellular organism development; neuron differentiation
Cellular component (GO): extracellular region
Molecular function (GO): frizzled binding; cytokine activity
Source: RefSeq, a predicted model, not a curated record